CCUGCUGGGAUCCAGGAGCGCUUCUGGCCGCUCGGCGCACGGCUCGGCAGGUCUCGCGGCGGCACGCGGCACGCUCGCUCGAUGGCCGUCCGCGCGGCAGCUUCUCGGCGGUCUGCUGCAGUGGGCCCCUGGUGGAAAGCAUCUCGGUGUCGAGGCCACGGAGCCAACGCGAGCAGGAAGGAGCAGAGAAGACAAAAAGAGACCGAAGGCGAGAGUGCCAUGAAGCUGCUUCUUCCAGACGACAGAGCGACACCAAGGGAAUGUCGGCGGAACUGCGCAGCAACUCUGGCUGACACUGCCGGGGGGGUCGCGCCCCAAAAUCCACCACUUUCGACAGAAGCAUCCUGCUGAAGGGCGCACAAACCCAUGGACCAACGGGCGACCACAAUUCUAUUCACUGCGCAAUAUGCAAUGGACACUCUGUGGCCGACUCCUGAUCAACAACAACAACACUGCCCAAGUCGGAAUUCGAGCGACGCGCAUGCUGCGCAUUGCAGAAUGCGAGCAACGCGAGCGACAAAUCGCGCAUUGCAGGUGAAGCCCAGGACAAGUGGGAGCGAAGGGUAGAACAUCUCAACUGCAGGAGCAGAGGUCCAGAAGAGGGGGGGAGAUCUCCGGAGAGAGCCACGUCAACAAUGCCACGACGUAGAAAAAGUGCGAUCGCUAUGGGCCUAUCUCGGGCCGGACCACUGAGGCAGUGCAGCAGAACCCGCUAUUGGCGGCGAAUGCGAAUACACUAGGUAUAAACAAAGCUCGCAUGGCUGCUGGCCUCCACAAAGAACCUCAAUCUGGAACGGUUCACGAACGAGGUCCAAUUCCAACCGGGUCGUUUUGUCGACGAUCUCGUGUCGCCAAAACCCCGCGUCGUGAUGCUUGUCACAACGCGAGGAGAUCUGGGCAAACACCAGCACCAAGCCUCCACAGGCUGCUUUGGGCAUGAGAUCUUGGUGCGCGUCGGCUCCAUGGCAGGCUCCAGAGACCUGAAACAAGAGAACAUGAACCAAUACAAGAAAAGAGGAAGCAGCGCUCCCCCACCCCUCCCGAAGUCUCUGGAGGCCUUCCGCGGUCCAGCACCAAGCCCCCAAAAAAACAAUGAUGGUGAUGGUGAUGGCACGCUCACCACGGCGGUGACUGCCAACAAGCUUGGAAGCCAGAGAAAGGACACGGGGAGAGGAGGAGGAGGAGGAGGAUAAGGAAGAGAAGGAGAAUGAGAGAGGGCGCGGCUUCCAUCAGAGCUUUGGCUUCAGUCUAGCUGCAACUCAAAAUCCAACGGGCGGUGGUCAUUCUCACCCGCCAGGGCCACUCGAACUGGCGUCGCGGCCGCCAUUGAUACGGCCGGAAAACAAAAAAUAGCAGCAAGGAAGCAGACUCUCAGGGCCCCAUUGCCCACGCUCCCGCGGCCGCGCUCCUAUGCCGCCC
Molecule: messenger RNA, 1419 nt
Organism: Prorocentrum cordatum
Lineage: Eukaryota; Dinophyceae; Prorocentrales; Prorocentraceae
Source: the annotation of a GenBank genome assembly